CUGUAUAAAUCACAGACGGCGGCAGACACAGACAAACACCGACGAUGGCACGAACCAAGCAGACAGCGCGUAAGUCGACCGGCGGCAAAGCCCCCAGGAAGCAGCUGGCCACCAAAGCUGCCCGUAAGAGCGCCCCCGCCACCGGCGGCGUGAAGAAGCCUCACCGCUACCGGCCCGGUACCGUGGCUCUGCGAGAGAUCCGCCGCUACCAGAAGUCCACCGAGCUGCUGAUCCGGAAGCUGCCCUUCCAGCGCCUAGUCAGGGAGAUCGCUCAGGACUUCAAGACCGACCUGCGCUUCCAGAGCUCCGCGGUCAUGGCUCUGCAGGAGGCCAGCGAGGCUUACCUGGUCGGACUCUUCGAGGACACCAACCUGUGCGCCAUCCACGCCAAGAGAGUCACCAUCAUGCCCAAAGACAUACAGCUGGCACGACGCAUCCGCGGAGAGAGGGCCUAGACUCAACACACACACACUGCAAACUAAAGGCUCUUUUCAGAGCCACACACACCAUCCACAGAGCUCACAGCCUACACACACUGUCCACACACUGCCCUCAAUAUAGUAUGUAGUCCACAUGUGUGACAGGUUCAGUUUGUCUGGAUCACUACACUAUAAAUCACUAUUAUAAACUAAAACUCUUGUCAUAGCAUCACAUAGUUUGACUGACUGGGUGGAUUCACUUCAAUAAUUUGAAUUAGUGUCACACGGCAGGAACAGCAUCAACACUCUGACUUCUUCAAACAUCUUAACAAGCUGCACUCUGCUGCUCCACCUUCUGUCCAAUCACUCAAACUCUUCCCUGCACAACAUUACAAGCUCUUCAGUGUGUACAGCACGUGACCUCAGCAGAACCCUCAGCUCACCUGGACUCAGAUCCAGGUUCUGGGCCUGUAAACCAGCACACCAUGACUGGACUCUAGUUCCUCUGAGCCAGAGCAGCUCUUCACACUCUUUGUACACACUGCAACAAGUUUCCUUCUAAGGACACACUGUUUUUAUGACCACAUGUCCUGCAGCCUCAUUUACACACAGCAAACUUAUUCAUUACUUAUUUCUAUAUUUACAGCUUUUCUGUAUUUCUCUAAAGAUUCAUUAACGCUGCUCAGGACCUGGUUAUUUAAUCACCACAGUGAUGUUAACUAAUAACUGACGUAUGUAUUGGACAGUAGAGAUAACGACAGGUGUAACUUCAGAUGAUCAUGGUUUGUGAAACCUGCUCUGAAGAAGCUCCG
Molecule: messenger RNA, 1231 nt
Organism: Larimichthys crocea (large yellow croaker)
Lineage: Eukaryota; Metazoa; Chordata; Actinopteri; Sciaenidae
Product: histone H3
Exons: 2
Coding region: 45-455 (136 amino acids)
Cellular component (GO): nucleosome
Molecular function (GO): protein heterodimerization activity; DNA binding; structural constituent of chromatin
Source: RefSeq, a predicted model, not a curated record